Molecule: messenger RNA, 2414 nt
Organism: Populus euphratica (Euphrates poplar)
Lineage: Eukaryota; Viridiplantae; Streptophyta; Magnoliopsida; Malpighiales; Salicaceae
Product: ankyrin repeat-containing protein At5g02620-like
Exons: 4
Coding region: 478-2400 (640 amino acids)
Cellular component (GO): plasma membrane
Molecular function (GO): protein binding
Source: RefSeq, a predicted model, not a curated record
AGUUGUCAGCAACUUCAUUUUGGCUUAAAGAAAUAUUGCAAUAAUUGUGGGAAAUACACUUCCAAAUCUUAUUAAUAGAGCCAACUCCAUCCAUAACCAUGUUGUUCAACAAUCACCUAAAAGAUGAAGUUAUUUGCGUUAUGAGUCUCUUUGGGAUUAGCAUGAAUAUCUUGUUAGAACCCCAAAUCUUAAUAUAUAUAUAUAUCCAAAGUUUUGCCAUCGUAUAGGGCAGUUGAAUGACUUUCUAAUAAUAGAGUAGCAAUGAUUUAAAAAAGUCCUAAACAUGAUUCAUAUAUCAUGCUUUGCGAAAAAAAUCUUUUAUGCCCUUUUGUAAUUGUGUUAUCUAGCUUUCUCCUUCGUAAAAAACCAAAGAAAUCAGCAGCUUGUGAUCAGUUGAGUGGACCCUUUGUGCCACAGUACUUUCUCCUCCCCUUCAUUUGUUUACAUUUCAUUUAGGGAGUUUCUCUAAACUACAAAAUGGGUUCUUCUGAGAAAAUGAAACGUAUCACCUAUAUGGAUCCAGUCUUGUUCAAAGCUGCAGCUGAAGGUGAUAUCGAUCCCUUUGAGAAAUAUCAAACCUGCCUUGAUCAGUUAUUGACUCCAGACGAGAACACCAUUCUUCAUGUCUACUUAGGAAACCAAAGUAGGGAACCGGAACUCACUGAUUUUGUUGUUAUAAUUCUUGAAAUGUGUCCACCACUGUUAUUCCAAGCCAAUAAGAAAGGUGAAAUCCCACUCCAUUUGGCAGCAGCAUAUGGUCAUUCCAAUGUGGUAAAGGUCCUCAUUGACCGUGCCAAAGCUCUACCUACUGAUUCAGAGAGCGGAGUAACAGAAGCAAAAAAGAUGUUGAGGAUGACCAACGAAGAGCAAGAUACAGCGUUGCACGAGGCAGCUCGACAUCGGCGAAGCCAUGUGGUGGAAAUAUUGACUGAAGAGGACCCUGAGUUUCCAUAUUCCGCCAAUGUUCAUGGAGAAACUCCACUUUAUAUUGCUGCUUCCAUUAUCACGAGGUGGAGGGAAGAACGAGGAAAGGUAGUCGAUGGAAUCCUCGGAAAUUGCAUCUCAGUGGACUAUGGCGGCCCUAAUGGUAGAACUACUCUACACGCUGCAAGCGCGUCGGGAGAUCAUGAGACAGCAAGAAAAUUGUUAGAAAAAGAAAAGAAAUUGACGCAAACAACCGAUGACAAUGGCUGGUCACCACUUCACCACGCUGCUUGUUAUGACUGGUCUCCUCGUAUAGUGCAAGUAUUACUAGAAAAUGAUGCGUCUGCGGCCUACCUUGCUGAAACAGAGAAGAGGAGAACAGCACUUCACAUUGCUGCUAUUCAAGGACAUGUAAACGCAAUGAAAGAGAUUGUUUCUCGAUGUCCAGCUUGUUGUGAGCUAGUUGAUAACAGAGGUUGGAAUGCCCUUCACUAUGCUGUGGCAAGUAAAGAUAGAGUAGCAUUCGUCCAAUGUCUGAAGAUUCCAGAGCUUGCAAGACUUGGAACGAAGAAGGAUGACAAAGGAAACACGCCCUUCCAUCUAAUUGCUGCUUUAGCGCACCAGCAGAAGCAAUGGCAACGUGUUUUAUUGAACGAUAGUUAUGGUUAUAGUGGAAGGGAGACGAUAUGUGGUCUUAAUAAGCGAGAGCUAAGCGUCGACGACAUUUAUGAAGGAAAUUUUGCAGAGAUACAGAAAGAGAUCCUAGAAUCCCUUGAAGAUGUUGGCAAUGGACCGCUUGGCAGCCAGCUCAAGGUUUUGAAUGAACAGAAUGAUAAGAGAAACAAAGAGUUUGAGGAAGCUUUGAGUAAAGCAAGAGAGUCUCAUCUAGUUGUUGCGGCGCUGAUAGCAACGGUAACAUUUGCAGCAGCAUUCACCCUACCUGGUGGUUACAAGAGCGACCAAGGUCCAAAUGAAGGCACUGCAAUUCUUGCUAAAAAAGCUGCUUUUAUAAUAUUUGUCAUAUCUGAUGCAAUGUCAAUGGUGCUCUCUAUUUUUGCUGUUUUUAUCCACUUUUUGAUUUCGCUGAUUCAAGGUUUGGAAUGGGUUAAGAGAGAAGUGAUAGAUGAGGAUACCACUAUAACAUUAUUUUUGGCUGCCACGUUAUUGACUAUGAUUGCCAUGGGGACGAUGAUUAUCACAUUCAUCACAGGUACAUACGCAGUUCUAGAACCUUUCUUGGGAAUUGCCAUCACCAUCUGUCUCAUUGGUUUGAGCUUCUUCUUCCUUGUGUGUUUAGUGUUUAGGUUCAUUUACAAGGAUUUGAUAGAUGAGGAUGCCACUAGGAUAUUAUUUGGGGUUGCCACGUUGCUUACCAUGAUUGGCAUGGGGAUGAUGAUUAUUGCAUUCAUCAUGAGCAUAUACGCGGUUCUAGAAUCUUCUUGGGGCUUGCCAUCGGUACUUGUCUUAUUGGUCUGAGAUUCUUCUUCCUC